Molecule: messenger RNA, 216 nt
Organism: Prunus armeniaca (apricot)
Lineage: Eukaryota; Viridiplantae; Streptophyta; Magnoliopsida; Rosales; Rosaceae
Source: the annotation of a GenBank genome assembly
AUGGAGGCUUUGGUGUGUACCCAAGAUUGGUUAAGAUAUUCCGAACAAGAGCGUGGGAGUGUUGAAGAACAACUUGAAGAGCUUGAGGAAAUUGAAAUUUGUAUCCAAGUCAAGUGGUCUCCAUUCCAAGCCAAGUCAAAUGGUCUCAAUUUCAAGCCAAGUCAUGGAGACCAAAUUACAGCCAAGUCAAGUGGAACUCAACUCCACAAGGUCUAG